Messenger RNA from Oppiella nova, 1263 nucleotides. NCBI's taxonomy places the organism in Eukaryota, Metazoa, Arthropoda, Arachnida, Sarcoptiformes, Oppiidae. The record is from the annotation of a GenBank genome assembly.
AUGGCAGAGCACAUGCCGCUGAUGUCUUGGGACACUGUUGUGCACCGACUCUUGGGACCGAUCUUACGUGUGAUUAUAUCGACACAAGUGAGUGUCGAGGGAACUCUAUUAGCCGUUUCCGACAACAUGUUUGUUCACAAUAACUCCAAACACGGCAGACGAGCAAAAAGAUUGGACGCCUCUGAAGUUCCCUUUACAGCCACUCCAUGUAUUAAAGCCAUCAGUCCGACCGAGGGCUGGACUUCUGGCGGCUCUACUGUUAUCAUAAUCGGUGAUAAUUUCUUCGAUGGACUCCAAGUUGUUUUCGGAACUAUGUUGGUCUGGAGUGAGUUUGUCACUUCACACGCCAUUAAAGUACAAACCCCUCCGAGACAUAUACCCGGUGUGGUUGAGGUGACCCUCUCUUAUAAAUCAAAGCAGUUUUCAUUAAACGAGCCAACCAUAGAUCACGGAUUUCUAAGAUUAGCCAAACUUAUUCCUCGACAUCCGGGAGACCCAGAAAAGCUGCCAAAAGAAAUAAUACUGAAGAGAGCGGCAGACUUGGCCGAAGCGUUGUAUAGUAUGCCGCGUAACACACCGUCACAAUUGGCUGGACUACCGGCGCCCAGAUCUCCGGCCAGUGCGCUGAACAACGCGGCGGCGGCCGCAGCCAUGUCGGUCGGAUUCAACGCGGCCUAUGCCGCCAGUGCAGGUCAGCUCAGCUGUCCUAAUGACCAGACACUCUAUCAUCAGAACCCACCGUCCAAUGCAUGCUUGGACUACAACCGAACGCAGGCCAGUAGUGUAUCGCCGAGUCGUGGCUACGGUUCCAACGCGUCGACCCCUCACAGCAGUAGUGGCGGCAGUUCUUAUGGCGGCAACGGAACCGCUGCCACCAUGAAUGGAGGCUACGGUAGUCCACCGACUAAUAUGACAACACCAGUGCCCGGCUCUCCCGGUCUGUUCAAUGGUAUGAGUAGUAUAGUGUCUGCCUCGCCAUUCGCAGCUAUGAACCCGUUUGCAUUGCCCACGUGUAACGGCCAGUCGUACGGCUCAUCAAUUGUAUCGUCGACCAAAUGAUCAAAACAGUGAUCAACUCUUUUAUGAACACGAUUUACAUAUUAUGACAAAACCGUUGUUUUACUGGACGCACAUUAUAUUGAAUAUUACCAUAUUCUAUAUUAUAGUGUAUUACUGUAUAUAUUAUAUCAUAUAAUAUGAGGAUUGUAUUCAUUUUAAGUAUAAUUUAGAGCAAACUUUACAACGAAUUAUAUUAAUGAGAGA